UGGGGUUCGCGAAGGUGGUUAGGUUUACCAUUUGUCCGAUGAUUGCUGUUGUCGCCUUUCGUGAUUCCGGAGGUUCGGUUCGUUGAGAGAAAGAGAGAAAAAGAGGGAUAGAGGGACGGACACAGGUAAAUGAAAUUUGUCCUUCGAUUUGAAAACUCAACUAAGCCAACUUAGUCAAACGAAGGGAGAAGAUAGAGACUCGAAGAGAAGUCUGGUAAAGGGAAGAGAAAAAAGGAUAGAGAUACGGAUAGAGAGAGAGAGAGAGAGAGAGAGAGGGAGAGAGAGAGAGAGAGAGGGAGUGAGAGAACGUGAUCGAGAGCGAGAGUGAGAGGGGGCGUUCGAGUAAGCCAAAAGGGAGAAGGGCCGAAGAGCUACGAAGCACGAUGUUGAAUAUCUGUCGUCAAGCUUUUAUUACGAAUAGCCAAAAAGUAGGUACAAGAUGCCUAGGAUCUAUAGUGCCUAUACCGAAUCCUCCAGACUUACCAUUGGAGAACGAACCUAUUCUAGGUUACACAAAAGGAAGCAAGGAACGGGCUGAGUUAGAAAAGGUCUUGGAUGAAAUGGCAUCCGAAUGUACCGAAGUACCAUUAGUGAUCGGUGACAAAGAGAUCAAGACGGAUUUAUGCAAAUAUCAAGUCAUGCCACAUAAUCAUAAAGCUAAACUUGCUAAAUAUUAUUGGGCCACGCCAGAUUUAAUACAGAAAGCUAUAGACGUUGCUGUGAAAGCUCAAAGGGAAUGGGAGAAGUGUCCUAUUGAAAAACGAUUGGAAAUAUGGAUAAAGGCUGCUAACCUCAUGUCAAAGAAAUAUAGACAACACUUAAAUGCUGCCACUAUGCUCGGACAGAGUAAAUCAGUUAUUCAGGCAGAGAUCGAUAGCGCCGCUGAAUUAAUCGAUUUCUUCAAAAUACAAGGAUACUUUGUUAAGGACGCUUUGAAGUAUAAACCAAUUUCACCGACCAACACCGUAUUGAAUUCGUUGAGGUAUCGCGGAAUGGAUGGUUUUGUUGCUGCUGUAUCACCUUUCAAUUUUACCGCUAUUGGUGGUAAUCUUAGUUAUACUCCAGCCUUAAUGGGAAAUGCAGUUUUAUGGAAACCAUCAGAUACUGCUUUGCUUUCCAAUUGGUGGAUCUUCAAAAUAUGUAGAGAAGCUGGUGUACCACCAGGCGUUGUGAAUUUUGUUCCUUGCGAAGGUCCGGUUUUUGGAGAUACGAUAACUGCCUCUCCUUACUUGUCUGGUAUUAACUUUACCGGAUCAGUACCGACAUUUAAUCGUUUAUGGAUGCAAGUUGGAAAAAAUUUGGCAAAAUACAAGAAUUAUCCAAAAUUGGUAGGAGAAUGCGGUGGUAAGAAUUAUCACUUCGUUCAUCCAAGUGCCGACGUACAAACGGUCGUUAUCGGGACAAUAAAAAGUGCUUUCGAAUUUAAUGGUCAGAAGUGCUCGGCGUGUAGUAGAAUGUAUAUUCCUGAAUCUUUAUGGAGUAAGAUAAAGGACGGUCUUUUAUCUACACGCGAAAAACUUAAAAUAGGCGACGUUAGAGAUUUCUCUAUUUUUGCUGGAGCCGUUAUCGAUGCCGUGGCGUUUAAGAGAAUUUCUGGUUAUAUCGAGCAUGCUAAAAAGUCUAGUGACUUAGAAAUUAUCGGAGGUGGCCAAUACGACGACAGCGUUGGAUACUUCAUCCAACCGACGAUAAUAACGACAAAGAAUCCAAAUGAAAAAAUCAUGACGGAAGAAAUAUUUGGACCUGUAUUAACCAUUUAUGUUUACAAAGAUUCGAAACUCGAUGAAACGAUGAAAUUGGUCGAAUCUUCGACGCCUUAUGCAUUGACAGGAGCGAUAUUUACUCAGGACGAGCAAUGGGCGAAAAGAGCAUUGGAAGAACUCAAAUACACGGCAGGUAACUUUUAUGUAAACGAUAAAUCGACUGGUUCGGUUGUUGGCCAACAGCCUUUUGGUGGUAGCAGAAUGUCCGGUACGAAUGAUAAAGCCGGUGGUCCUCAUUAUGCUCUACGUUGGGCGUCACCUCAGGCAAUUAAAGAAACAUUUGUUCCUUUGAAAGAAUAUGACUAUCCGUACAUGAGGUCGUAAACACUCGAGUAUUGUCUAAAUAUCGAUUUAAAUAAUAUAAUAAUACAAGUAUAGGUGCGCGCGCGUAUCGCUGAGCGAUUAUAUCGCACUUCUAAUUGAGAUGCGAUGCCGAAUGUCUAUAGUUGUAAAAAUAACGGGAUCGUCUCGUGCAUUUCUUAAUGUGGAUAAGUUUAAAUAUACGAGUAAAUAUCGCUAGUUAGACUUGCGAGGCAACCUCGAUUUGUUUUCGGCGUAUUUAAAAAUCAAUUUUUUGAAGGCUGUAAAUGUAAAUAACAAAGUAUGAUCCUUAGAAAGAGAGAGCGAGAGAGAGAGAAAGAGAGAGCGUGAGAGAGAGAGAGAGAGAGAGAGAGAGAGAGAGUUAUUACGUGUAUGUAGUUUAUGCCUACAUAGAAUUACGUUUAUAAUACGUUUACAGACUUUGAUAAUAUAUAUAUAUAUAUAUACACACACACAUUCACACAUAUAUAUUAUAUAUAUACUAUAUAUAUACAUAUAUAUCAUAUAUAUUAUAUUAUAUAUAUUAUAUAUAUAUACAUAUAUUACAUUGUCGAUUUUGUGUUCUGCAAAACGAGAGAAAUGAAUUCUUUUACGUUCAAAAUAUUUUAGUAGACAUAGAAAUAUCGGUUCGAUGUGUUCUCUAAAAUAAGCUUCGAUAAUGCCGUUAACAAAGCGUAUAAAUGUGAUUUAUAUUAUUGCAUGUAAUUUAGAGCUUUCUUAUAAAUACAUCAACGCCUCAGGAAAAUAUCACAAAGUGAAUGAAGAUGUUUAAGGUAGCCUUAUUUUCAAAGUUACUAUAGUUCAGGACACGAUUCGUGGGUCAGAAAUGAGUAUACAUUAUAACGUUUAUAUCAUGCGAAAGAGAAAUACAGAUUAGCUGUUCGAAAUGAUUUUCAAAUUGCUCGAAUGAACAAUUAUUAAAUUAUUUAUCUUUGUUCUUUUUGUUUUUUUUCGUUUUUUUUUGUUUUUUUUUUCUUAUUUUCUGACGUACGAAGUAAAUAUGAUAACAGGAUUCGUAUGCGACGGAGCUUUAUUCGUAAGCAUUGUUAAAAUUUUCUAAUUAUAAGUCAUACGUUAUAAAAAUCGAUUAUUUAAUCGAUGUGUUGUAGUAUUUUUAUUAAUUGGUUUAUAAUUAUAUAGAAUUUAAAAACGACACAUCUUUUUAGAGCAUUUAGAUACUGCUGUUAUGUAGAAAAUUUGUGUUGCUGAUAUAUUUAUAUGAUAUAUUUAUAUAUAAACAUGUAUCAUGUGUAUGUAUAUACAUAUACAUAUAUGUAUGUAUGUAUGUAUGCAUUUCUCAAUAUGUAGUUCAACGAGCAAUUGCUAGUGAUACUUUAUUCACAGAAUCACUUUGGUAAUCUGAACAGUUAGAAUAUAUAUAUAUAUGGCUAAUAGUUAUUGGAUAUAUCAUUAAUACAAUGUACAACACAAUAUAAUUUGUUUUCUUAUAUGAUCGGCGCCUUUUUUGUGAUAUAAUUAUAAUUAUAAUUAUGAUUAUAAUUAUUAUUAUUAAUAUUAUUAUUAUUCUAAUUAUUAUUAUUACUAUGAAAUAGUAGAUCUAUGUAAAAUAAUAAUUCCUAUAAGUCUUGCACCGCGGAAAGAAAUUUCUGUAAUCGUUAUGCAACUGUUGCUUGUCUUGAAUGUGAUUUAACGAAGAUAUUGGUGCCACGAGUCAAACAAUGAUCAAUAAUUAUCAAUAAACGAUUGAAGGUAUACUAGAUACAUUGACGGAUGUUACGAUGUAAUUUAUUUGAACUGUAAAAUAGCAAUAAAAUGAAAUGCUAUUCACAACGCUCGCAUAUCGAUUUCUUCUACUGGUAAUACUGUGUUCAACUUUAAUAAUAAUGCGUCUGAUAAUUGAUACAAAUUUUAUAAACACAUGAAGCAUAAUAUACAAUAAAAUAAGAUUUGGUUAAGCCAAGGGAUAUUUCCAAACGAAAUUUCACGUAACUAUGUAUUAUUAAUUAUAUUAUGUUUAUGUUAAUGUAACCAUUAUAUCAUGGUUAUGUUAUAUGUGUUACGACAUAACAUGAAUAAAGAAAAAUAUGAUUUUCAACAGA
Molecule: messenger RNA, 4144 nt
Organism: Vespula vulgaris
Lineage: Eukaryota; Metazoa; Arthropoda; Insecta; Hymenoptera; Vespidae
Gene: P5CDh1
Product: delta-1-pyrroline-5-carboxylate dehydrogenase, mitochondrial
Exons: 7
Coding region: 384-2087 (567 amino acids)
Cellular component (GO): mitochondrial matrix
Molecular function (GO): L-glutamate gamma-semialdehyde dehydrogenase (NAD+) activity
Source: RefSeq, a predicted model, not a curated record